AAAAACAAAAACCACGAAGAAAGGAGAAAACUGGAGGCAGAGAAUCGAUGCGAAUCAGCGGGGAAGGGUGGAAAAAACAGCCCCGGGGUUGGCGCGAUAGCUCUCAGACAAACCCGGUAGAGCCUGGCUCGGUUCGCUUUGCGUGACAGCUGCGGGGCCAAUGGAAACAUGCGGGGAGCCAGCUGCGCUAACGGCCGCAGCCAAUAGAGGAGACCCGAGUGCCGAGGUUAGGCUGACUGCCGCUAAACUUCACGGCGGAUAAAACAAGCUAACUGUGUUUUGGCCAAUGCAGAGGCCAUUUUAGGACAGAGGUGCCCUUUAACUUUGGGUUCUGGAUGUGGCUCGGUUCGGCUCCGGCAUCCAGACUGAAUGAAGUCCGCGCCGCUGCUGCUAGCUUUAUGUGGAUUUAAUAGAUUUUCCACUCCUCUUUUCUCCCUCCCUCCUCCUCAUCCUCCCCCUAACCUCCCCAUCCCUCUUCUCUCCCCCCUCCCUCCUUCCUCUGCGUGCUAAUUUUUUAUGCAUUUUUCCUAAACUGUCAUGGCGUUUUUGUGUCCUUGGAAAUAAAAAGCUCCAGCGGUUUUCGGGCUCGCCGGGGUGAUGUCUCCGCGGUGAGAAUGUGCGACCAGAGUCCGGAGCAGAUGCAGUGAACAGAUAGAAGAUGAAAAUCCUUAAGAAGGCCAAACAACAGAUGUUCACUGACCUUCUGAAGCACACGCCUCCUCCGGCCUCCUCUGCUGCAGCCUCCUCCUCUGCCUCGGACCAAGACGGCAACGCACAAACCGCAGUUCCCACAAUCCCAAGAGGACACCUGGUCGUUGGCCCCAAAGACCAGCUCCGGCUCCUGACCCCCGUGGGCAGCACGGCCACAUCCAAUCACUGCGCCGUAGCUGGGGUCCACGUCGCCAAGCACUCCGGAGGAGCCCCGCGACCUCCUUUCUCCCUGAGCGAGGAGGGCGAUGGAGGAGGUGGAGGCAGGGUGAAGAAGAAAAGGAAGAAAAAGGAUAAGAGGCAAUGGGAGAAAGGAGGAGCAGACGUGGAGGAGAAGGAAAGCAGCAGACCAAAGAAACGGAAGGAGGAGAAGGGGCCGAUGGUGCUCACGCUAAGGAGGAGCAAGCUGCCCAAGGAAGGCAAGGAGGGGAAGGAGCGACGGAGGAAAGGAGCGGAGAGUGGAAGCGACCUGAGGAAUACGUCGAGUGGGAAAACAUCAGGUCCGGCAGCUGCCCGAGAUCCAGCUCAGGUGCCUGUAAAGGUUCCCGGAAAAAGAGGGAGGAAACCUAAAAUCAAAGUGCUUCCUCCUCAGCCCUCAAACCAAGCCUCUUCUGCCUCCUCAAGGCAGAUCAGCUACGCCCAGAGUCAUGGGAGGAGUCCAGGCCUGGCCAACAGCAAGACGUCUGUCUCUACAACACCAAAACAGAGGGGUCGCAAACCCAAAGAUCCGGGCGCAGCGCCGGUGGAGAAGAAAAAGAAAGGAAAGAGGAGAAACCAGGAGCUUCAGGAAGGGGGGGAGAGCGACGAUACUACCUCAGUGUCAGCUCUCAACAUGGGAGGGGAGGACAGCCAGGACCCCCUGGAUAACGCCAAGCGGCGUUCAGGAAGGCAGGUCAAAAGGAGGAAGUAUAAUGAGGACAUGGACUUUAAGGUGGUGGACGAUGAUGGAGAGACGAUCGCGGUCCUUGGAGCCGGACGCAUCUCGGCGCUGAACGCUACGGCUCUGGCCUGGCAGGCUGAAGAAUUACUGUGUUAUAUUUCUGCCGUGCAAACUCAGGAGCCACCAGAGGACGAAGCCAACAUCAUCGAGAAAAUUCUGUCAGUCAGAAAAGCAAAGACCGAGACUUCACCAGAGGACCAAACAGAGGAAACUGAGGAGUUUUACGUCAAAUACAGAAAUUUCUCCUACCUGCACUGUAAAUGGGCCACUUUGGAGGAGCUGGAGAAAGAUCCCAGAAUCCACCAGAAGAUAAAACGUUUCAGGACCAAACAGGCUCAGAUGAAACACCUGUUCACAGAGCCUGAUGAGGAUUUAUUUAAUCCAGACUACGUAGAGGUGGAUCGUGUGCUGGAAGUAGCUGUUACCACCGACUCUGAAACUGGAGAGGAGGUGACCCAUUACCUGGUUAAGUGGUGCAGUCUGUCGUAUGAGGAGGCCACCUGGGAGCUGCAGGAAGAUGUGGACCCGGAGAAGAUCAAGGAGUUUGAGGAGAUCCAGAAACCACCGCCAGACCUGAGACACAUUGAGCGUCCGUCUCCAGAAAAAUGGCAGAAACUGGAGAAUUCCAGAGAUUAUCGUAACGGAAACCAGCUCAGGGAAUACCAGCUGGAAGGGAUGAACUGGUUACUGUUCAACUGGUACAACAGGAAAAACUGCAUCCUGGCUGAUGAGAUGGGUCUGGGAAAAACCAUCCAGUCCAUCACCUUCCUGUUCGAGAUCUUCAGCAUGGGGAUCCGUGGUCCCUUCCUCAUCAUCGCCCCGCUGUCCACCAUCACCAACUGGGAGAGGGAGUUCCGUACGUGGACGCACAUGAACGUCAUCGUGUACCACGGCUCGCAGAUCAGCCGUCAAAUGAUCCUGCAGUACGAGAUGUUCUACAGAGACGCGCAGGGAAACACGGUUCCAGGUGUGCUGAAGUUCCACGGCCUGAUCACCACGUUUGAGAUGAUCAUGGCCGACUGCCCGGAGCUGAGGAAGCUGCAGUGGCGCUGCGUCGUGAUCGACGAAGCUCACCGGCUGAAGAACAGGAACUGCAAACUGCUGGAGGGACUCAAACUCAUGAACCUGGAACAUAAGGUUCUGCUGACAGGAACUCCUCUGCAGAACUCCGUUGAGGAGUUGUUCAGCUUGUUGAACUUCCUGGAGCCACAGCAGUUUCCCUCAGAGAGCUCCUUUCUGGAGGAGUUCGGAGACCUGAAGACAGAUGAGCAGGUGAAGAAGCUUCAGUCCAUCCUGAAGCCCAUGAUGCUGAGGAGACUGAAAGACGAUGUGGAGAAGAAUCUAGCUCCUAAAGAGGAGACCAUCAUAGAGGUGGAGCUAACAAACAUUCAGAAGAAAUACUACCGCGCCAUCUUAGAGAAGAACUUCUCCUUCCUGUCUAAAGGAGCCAACCAGCACAACAUGCCCAACCUCAUCAACACCAUGAUGGAGCUCCGGAAGUGCUGCAACCACCCGUACCUGAUCACGGGAGCUGAAGAGAAGAUUCUGGAGAGCUUCAAGAAGAGCCACCAUCCUGAUGCACCAGACUUCCAGCUACAGGCCAUGAUCCAGGCAGCGGGGAAGCUGGUUCUCAUCGACAAGCUACUGCCCAAACUGCUGGCUGGUGGACACAAAGUUCUGGUCUUCUCCCAGAUGGUUCGCUGUUUGGACAUCCUGGAAGACUACCUCAUACAGAGACGCUACACGUACGAACGCAUCGAUGGACGCGUUCGGGGGAACCUCAGGCAGGCAGCCAUCGAUCGGUUCUGUAAGCCAGACUCGGACCGCUUUGUGUUCCUGCUCUGCACCCGAGCCGGAGGACUGGGGAUCAACCUGACGGCCGCGGAUACCUGCAUCAUCUUUGACUCGGACUGGAACCCUCAGAACGACCUGCAGGCUCAGGCACGCUGCCAUCGGAUCGGUCAGAGCAAAGCGGUGAAGGUCUACAGGCUGAUCACCAGGAACUCCUAUGAGAGGGAGAUGUUCGACAAGGCCAGUCUGAAGCUGGGAUUGGACAAAGCUGUCCUCCAAGACAUCAACCGUAAAGGAAGCCUGAACGGGGUGCAGCAGCUCUCUAAACUAGAGGUGGAGGAUUUGCUGAAGAAAGGAGCAUACGGGGCGCUGAUGGACGAAGAAGACGAAGGCUCCAAGUUCUGUGAGGAAGACAUCGACCAGAUUCUUCAGAGGCGAACUCAGACCAUCACCAUCCAGUCUGAAGGGAAGGGCUCCACCUUUGCAAAGGCCAGUUUUGUGUCCUCUGGAAACCGAACCGACAUCUCGCUAGACGACCCAAACUUCUGGCAGAAAUGGGCAAAGAUUGCAGAAGUGGAGAUAGACUCCAGAUCAGAGAAGGAGUCCCUGGUGAUCGACACUCCUCGUGUGAGGAAGCAGACACGUCACUACAACUCCUUUGAGGACGACGAGCUGAUGGAGUUCUCGGAGCUGGACAGCGACUCGGAGGAGAGGCCCUGCAGGACCCGUCGCCUUGGCGACCGCAGCAGGCGGUACCUUCGAGCCGAGUGUUUCCGGGUGGAAAAGAAUCUUCUGAUCUUUGGCUGGGGCCGGUGGAAGGACAUCCUCAACCACGGCCGGUUCAAAUGGCACCUCCAGGAGAGGGACAUGGAGGUGAUCUGUAGGGCUCUGCUGGUUUACUGCCUGAAACACUACAAAGGAGAUGACAAGAUCAAGAGCUUCAUCUGGGAUCUGAUCUCUCCUUCUAAAGAAGGCCAUGACCAGGCGCUGCUCAACCACUCAGGUUUGUCAGCUCCGGUUCCCCGGGGCAGGAAGGGGAAGAAGCUGAAGAAUCAGCUGAACGUUCCCGAGGUGAAGAACGCUGAUUGGCUGGUCCACUGUAACCCUGAGGUGGUGCUGCAGGACGAGAGCUACAAGAAACACCUCAAACAGCACUGCAACAAGGUUCUCCUCAGAGUCCGGAUGUUGUACUACCUGAAGGUGGAGGUUUUAGGAGAAGCUGCUAAUCAGGUUGCAGAGGGAGUGUCUGCCAGUAAACUGGAGGUUCCGAUGCCCGACAUCGACUACAUUGAGAUUCCAGUGACAUGGUGGGAUGUAGAAGCCGACAAAUCUCUCCUCAUAGGAGUCCACAAACACGGAUACGAGCGAUACAACGCGAUGCGUGCCGAUCCAGAUCUGUGUUUCUUGGAACGAGUCGGGAUGCCAGAUGUCACCGCCCUGUCUGCUGAGCAGGGAGGGGGGGAGGGGCCUCCCGAGCUGACUGACAGCAGCAGUAAGGCGGAGGAGACGAAGGAUGAGCCAGAAACCAAAGCGAACGAAGGGGAGGACCGGGACGAGAGCAGCAAGGGGGAGGAAACCUGCUCCAGCACCGAUACGUCUGAGAAGCCAGACAGUUCGGGUCAAGGGGAGACGGUUACCGUGGCGACAGACACAAACCAGUUCCAGCUGAGAUUCAGGGAGAAGACAUCAGACACAGCUGACUCUCAGAUGUCCGUUGACCUCAGCACCCAUAAUGGACCUCUGGUUACCACGACGACAACAGGAACAGGAUGUGGGGUGGCAUCGCUCCAUGUGGUCCAGGCCCGGCCCAUGUGGCCCACCGGUCCCUCCCUAACGGCCCGUUUUCGUCGUCUGAUCACCGCCUACCAGCGCUUCACACUGCGCCGGGAGCCCCUUCUGAGGCACGACUUCCUGCUCCACGACAGCCUUGUCAGCAUGGCCAUGGCGGGGGGCGGAGCCACCCAUAGCCAAUAUGCUGGCGGACCGCUGGCAUGGCAGCUGGGUGAAGAUCUGAGGAGGUGUUCGAUGGUCUCCACAGAACCGGACCCCCUGUUCAUGGAGUGGCAGCGGAGGUGGACUCGUCGAGAACAGGCAGACUUUUACCGCACCGUCUCUUCCUUCGGGGUCGUGUAUGACCCGGAGAGGAAGGCUUUCGACUGGUCCCAGUUCAGGGCGCUGGCCCGACUGGAGAGGAAAACGGACGAGAGUUUGGAAAGAUACUUCAACUCAUUUGUCAACAUGUGUAGGACGGCAUGCAAGCUUCCUCCACGGAAGGAAGAAGGGUUGGUGGAACCUGCCGUGAUGGUGGAGCCUCUGACUGAAGAGCGAGCAGCGAGGACGUUGUAUCGCAUCGAGCUUUUACGAAAGAUCAGAGAACAGGUUCUCCGCCACCCUCUCCUCUCGGCCCGCUUCCAGCUCUGCCGCCCCUCCCUCUACCUUCCAGUCUGGUGGGAAAGCGGGAAGCACGACCGGGACCUCCUGAUUGGGGCGGCGCGUCACGGUCUGAGCCGCACAGACUUCUACAUCUUGAACGACCCACAGCUCAGCUUCCUGGAGGCCCACAGGAACUACGUCAGACGCCAUCCCGCUCAUCUUCAUCCUCCGAGUCAUCAUCACCCCCACCAUGCGGGCUUAGCAACCCAUCCUGGAAUUUCCUCCUCAUCCUCGUCGUCCCACAUGCAGCUACCUCAUCCUCACUGCUGUCUGUAUGAUUCAGGACUCGGACGUCACUCCCCGCAGCCUCCUGAGUAUCAUCAUCAUCAUCAUCAUCAUCAUCAUCAUCAUCAUCACCCAGACAACCAGGCUGCUCCCUCUCCCCCAUCCUCCUCCUCUUCCCACCCCCACCUCCACCCUCCUCCACUGGAUGCCCAUGACUCCUCCUCCCCCAGUCUGGGUUUGGUUCCCGGGUCGCGUGUGGAUUUCCUGGACUGCGCUCCUCUGGAUGAAAGCCUGGAGCUCGGUUCUCUGCAGCACGACGCCAUGUCAGCUGAUGCUCUGCACAUCGGAAAGACGACAAAAGACGCUCUGAAUGGUUUCCCGUUCAACUCUGCGGCCGGAGGUCAAAGCAUGCUGAACUCGUACGGAGUGGGCGGGGCCGACCUGGACUCCAAAUUGAGGAGUGACGUUCUUGUUGGUGAGCAGGGGUCAUCCGAGGAAACCGGGCUGAUGGCGCCGUUGGUGGAGCUGGACCAGUUACAGACUCCUUGGGACAGCACAGAUCACACCAGUCCAGCUGAUCACAUGUUCAACGAAUCCGAUCCAAUUCUGGGCCCCUCUGCUCUGGAGGCGAGCUUCCUGGAGGAGGAGGAUGAGGAGGCUCAGGGAGGAGACAGAGCAGGGCAGGAAGGAGGGACUCUGGAGGAGUGUUUGGGCCUCCCACCUUCGUCCCCUCCCACUCAUCCUUCAACAGGGGAUUCUGUGGAGCCGCUGUCAUCCAGUUACAUGCUGUUUAAGGACAUCGGAGUAAAUGAGGAGGCCAGCGCGGAUCAAACGGACCUGUCAGCCAGCCCGCCUCUCCCCUACAUCCCCCCUCCCCCGCUUGCACUGUCUGACCUCACCCCCAACGAGCCGCAGGACGAGCUUGGUCACUCUGAUGUGUCUGACAGUCUCACCAACCCCAUGGAGGAUGGGGAGGAGCCGGAAGGGAGCGCUGGCUUUGAGUUUGAGAAGGAGGAAGAGGAGAUGGAGGACCUGUUGCAGGAGAGUGAGGAGCAGCAUGCAGAAGAACAGAACUUACAGCAAGGAGCAGAUCCACCUUUGGGAGUUCUGAAUCCAACUUUUGAAGAACUGCGGAUGGAAGAUGGAGACCCAGAACUUGACCCGGAUGAGAGGAAGAACCUCCAGGAGAACUUUGAGUGUGUGAAGAAUGGUGAGGGUUCACCAGAAGAGGGUCAUCCUAAUGCUGGGAAGUUGGAACCAGAGGGGAGUUUGGUGUGUCCAGAGACUUCUGAGGGCCCACCGGAGGAGGCUGAUGGGAUGAUGUUGUUUCGGACCGAAGAGGAACCGGCUGCAGACGAUCCUCUGGAUCCUGAAGUGUUCAUGCAGACUGAAAAGGACACGUCUGUACAAAUGAAGACAAGUCCACAAACCCCUGGAGAGACAGCUGCGAUGGACGGCCUAGAACCUGCAGGCCAGGUCCACCUGGUCUCUGAAGGCUGCAUGGACCACGACUCUCUAAAUGACGGUCCAGUAGAACCAGCUGGUGAGGAAAAGCCCAUAAGAACCCAUCUGUCCCUUUAUUCUGGAUUUAUACAGUCUUCCUGCUCCACCAGAGAGGGGGAUGCCACCAGGUCCAUGGUUCUGAUGGACCAGAACCAGAACCCGUUAGUCAGCAGUGACUGUAAGAGCAGAGUUCUGUCCAUCUCUCCUGAUCUCAGCGGCAGAAACGACCUGCUCGACCCGAACGAUACCAAACCAGAUUCUGACACAAAGCCGUCGGAUCUGACGUUUUUUGUUCAGAGCCACAGCUGUGAAAACAAACCAGAACCGCUGCUGGUACCAGUUAAAGUAGAAGAACCCAAACCAGAACCUUCUGAGGAUGUCUGCCCCAACGGCUCUGAAUUCAAACAUUCUUAUUUCCUGGCUUACGCUGGUAAACCUGAAGAGUUACAGACUAAAUCUGAGCAGUUUGACUCCACGGAGGUGAAACCCGAAGACCUCAGCCUCCUUGUGAAGUCCGAGGACCUCAGCGCCAAACCCGAAACGCUCCAGUUAGUAGCUUAUUCUGAUGCCGCCGAGGACAAGCCUGACGUCAAACCCACUGAUCUGAGCUUCAAUUCCUGUCCGUUUGAGUUUAAGAGCGAGACGAAGCCUGAAGCCUUGAAGUUACCUUCGUUUCCUGAUGUCAUCAAGCUGGAAGCCAAACCCGAGGUUCUGGGGUUUGGGACCGACCCGGACAGCUCCGAGACCAAACCGGAGGGUCUGGAGCUUUCAGCGCUACCUGAACUCAAGGCUGAGAUGAAGCAGGAGCUGCUGGAGGCAGACAGCACGGUCCUGACCCCGAAACUGGAGCAGGCGGACAGGCUGGUGGACUCGUCGGGGGGGCUUGGGGUGAAAGGUCAAAUAAAGGAGGAGAAGCCAAGCACGCCAGUUCCCGUGGUGGAAGGGCACGCCGGCGGUCCCAGGUUCGCCGCUCCUGUUCCCAUGUGUGAGAUUCCCGACAGCCUGCACGAAUCCAGAGAGCCGACCAUCGCCCAGCUGCUGCAGGAAAAAGCACUUUUCUCCUUCUCAGAGUGGCCCAAGGACAGGGUCAUCAUCAACCGCCUAGACAGCAUCUGCCACGCCAUCCUGAAGGGGAAGUGGCCGUCGUCCAGCGAGCAGUACGACUCGCCCGCCUCCCUGGCCUCUAACUCGUGUUUGUCCAACAGCCUGGUCCAGCACCGGCCGGGUUUCCUCACAACGGCGGCCUCCGGAUGUGUCCCGAGUCAGCCGCGGGUGCAGCAGAGCGCUUCGGGACACGUGUUCCCUGUCCCUCCACCUCUCACACGACUCCCUAAGUACGUGCCGCGGGGCGGCGCUUGCGGGCGCGGAGCUUGGCGCCUCACCUCCUUGCCUCUCUUACAGGAGAGACUUGUGGCUCCUCCCUUCCUUCCUGAGCUCAAACGAGCAGGGGGUCGCAGGUCAUUCGACUAUGAAGCAGUUGCCGCGGCGGCCGCCAAGAUUUUAGCUGGAAAGUCGUCAUCACCGAGCCACACCUCCACAGCCAGCUCCAGCGGUGAGAAGGCGCCAGUGGUGGCUCCGCCCUCUCACCGACAUGGAGCCAUGUUGUUAAAUGGCUGGCAGGAAGCAGCCAUAGAUCUGACCAAGUCUUCAGGGGAAAUCAGCACCACGAGCAGCGCGGGGGCAGGCGAAGCAGCAGGGGGCAGUCACAAGCUGCCGCCGCUGCCCCCCAUCACUGCCCCGCUGCCUGGCCCCGUGGGGAUUGACAUGUCUGGGAUCCUGCAGGCGGGGCUUAUCCACCCCGUCACGGGGCAGAUAGUCAACGGGAGCCUGAGGGGAGAUGACUCCCUGAGAAGGAGGAGGGGCAGGAGGAGAAAUGUGGAAGCUCUGUACUCUGAGUUCGCCAAGAGCCGAGGACUGCACCUGCCCGAGACUCAGGGUCGUGUGGAGGCUAUCAGCCACUCCUCCGUCUCCUCCUCCACCUCCUCUCCGUCUCCAUCUCCAUCAGAACGACCCACGGGUCCUCCAACGCCCUCUUCUUCUACUCCCACGCCCACGCAGAGUUCUCCUCAGCCGGAGAUCGUGGCCGUGGACCGAGAAGCUGCCAGCAAAGGUCUGAUCGAGUGGCUGAGACAGAACCCGGGCUACAGCAUGGACCUGCCCGCCUUCGCUCACUCUGGAGCCAGCCUGUUGCAUGGCUUUGUGGAGCGUCCCAAACAGAGGAGGCAUCGCUGCAAAGACCCCACCAAGCUGGACGUCAACUCUCUGACGGGGGAGGAGCGGGUCCCCGUGGUGCACCGGGGGACAGGACGCAGGCUCGGCGGCGCCAUGGCUCCCGCUAUAAAGGAACUCUCCAGAUGGCUGGACGCUAACUCGGAGUACUUUGUGGCUCCAGACUGGGCUGAAGUGGUCAAACACUCUGGUUUCCUCCCUGAGGGAAAGUUUUCCCGGAUCCUGACAGAGCCGGUCAACAGAGACCCGGGUUCUCGGCGGCGCGGGCGGCGGCCUCGCAGUGAGAUGCCAAAGCCCCUCCUCUCUGUUUCUGACUCCGCCUCCUCUAGCCUGGGCCCCCCCCUGUACAUGAACGGCGGUAUUAUCGGCAGCAUGGACUCCAUAGUAGCCUUGCAGAACCUUCGUGGUGGCAUUCCUGGGAUUCCCAUCUCUGGGAUCAUGGCGGCUGGAUUCCCACACGGUUUUCCUGCUGCUGUUCCAGCGGGAAGCGCCGGAUCAUCAGCUGAAGACGCUAAGAACGGUUUGAGCAUGUUACCCAUGAUGCUGCACGGCAUCCCGCACCCACACGGCGCCGCCAUCCCUCAACACGCCCUGUUCAGCGUCGGCACAAUGAUGGCGCACGUCCCCACUCCUCCUCACCCAAACUCCUCCUCCGCCUCGCCUUCGUCCUCAGCCUCUCCUCCAGCUUCAGCUGCAAAUGUUACCACGACAACGGCGCCAUCUGAGGCCGCCAGCCCUUCCUCCACCACCGCGGACAGAGAGAACACCUCCUCCUUCACGACAGGAGGGGAGAAAGAGAAGGAGGGCACCAAGCGACCAGCAGAGGCGGCCAUCAUCACCUCCACCAGCCGCGCCCACCUGAGCCCAGCUCACCUGGGAGCCGCCAGCGGCCAUCACACUUUCAACCCGUUCCUGAUCCCAGGAAUGUCGCACGGCCUGCUGUACCCGCACAUGUUCCUGCCUCACGGCAGCAUCAUGACACUGCCCGCUUUGCCUCCAGGCGCCGCCGAUGGCUCACCUGGAAGUCCGAAGAGAAGGAGAAAGAGAGCGCGGGAGGAAGAGGAGCGGGAGAAGACAGCAGCAGGAGACGCAAAGGAAAGUACAGCUCCUGCCUCCUCUUCCUCCUCCUCUUCAGUCCCCUCUACCUCAGCUUCAGAUUCCGGCCCGCCUCCGACUGAGGAGACUGAAUCCGGGCCGGGAAAUUUAGAGGAUGGGCAUUCAGAGCCCCAGGAACCAGACUCCAACACCCAGAGCAACGGAGCCACAGCUGAGAAGGAUGGGGCGGUGGAGACUGGAGGAGAGGUGGAGCAGGAGGAGCAGAGACCGGAGGUUCAGGAGGAGGCGUAGAGGAGAGGAACCUUCAGAGAAGCUCCUCCUGCUCCCUUGUCUCAGCCGUGUAAAGUUUGUGCCGUCUGUCUGACCCUGUAAAGACUUUUAAUAUGGCGAUUAAAUUCAACAUGUUUAUAACCCAACAUCUUCUCCACUCCGCUGCAAACAACAACAAACAACUAGUGGUAAACAAAGUCUGUAAUCUUCCUGUCAUUCUACAUCGGACUGGAUCAGGAGCGGCUCGUCUCGACCGGAAAGCGCAGGAGGGAACCGGGAACCCCAGCCUGGAGCAUCACAGACAAAAACCCAGAUUCCUGCUCCAUUUUUAGAGGUGACUUCCUGAUUUUCUCCCCACGGUUUGGGAACGGAGGAAGGGGUUUAUGUUCUUACACACUCCACGAUUUUCCUUUACAGAUUCUACCAGUGCAAUAUUAAAAAGAUUACUCCAAACUAACUUCAUUUGGAAGAACAACCAGUGCUCCAAGAGGGCUUAGGGUUAACGUGACACUAAAGCCCAGAGCUGGUGCUGCCGAGAAUCCCUCCAUCCUAUCAUGUAGCUCAUUAAAACGUGCAGCUGAAUCAGAUUUUAACUAAUUACCCUUUGAGUUUUUAUAUCUCCUGAUUCAUGACGUUAUCUAGAGGUUAGAAGCUGGUGACAUCAGAACUGAUGGCUGACGCCCUCGUUACUGUUAGUCAGAUUCAUCACAGCUAAUGACGUUUGUUUCUGCAGUAGCUUCCUUUGAAAAGCUAAAUAAUGUGUUUAAUAUGCCCAAAUAAAGGGUAAAAUUAGGGUUUUGUAGUUAAAAUCAGUCACACUGUCACUUUUAAGAGGUCUUCUAGUGGUUCAGUCCAAUCAGAGGACGUUUAGUCCGGCCACCAGGGGGCAGUAGGAGAUCGGAGUCCUGUCCUGCAGAAGAGGAUUGUAGGAGCUCAAGGUGCAUUCCUGUGGAAGCUCAUGUCUGCCGCCUAAAGGGAAACUCGUCACACAUUUAGUCUGAUUUAUUACUUUAAAGUCUCCUUGCUCGUUAUGAUGUUAAACAAAGACCUGACAUUUAAAUUAAACUAGCAGCUCUGGGCUGCCCGAGGAUGUGCCUGACUUUAAAUGGGCUUUACUAAGGAGGAAUAUUGGGCCAAUAAAAUUACCCUUACUGUAAAAGACACAAUUAUGAUAUUACAUCUCAUUAUUGUUGGGAUGCCGUGUGACAGGAAAAGCUUCCAGACAUUCCAAACAAUCACGGAUAAAUCAGAGAAACAUCCGCGGGAAAAGUGCAAAACGACCGUAGUUUGGGGUCAAGUCUUGAGCUGUAGCCAGAGUUGUGUUCAGAUGAGAUUGUUUGUUUUCACAAACCAACGAAGAGAGACGUGAGCUUGUUUUCCUCUCCCAGCGGUUCACUCUACAUAUGUAAAUCUGUGGCUGUACAUUGCUGUUUUUUUAAAGGCUCUGUGUAUUUCUGUUUCCAUCGGGGUGGGGCGGGCGGGUGUACAGUAACAGGAGGUAACAGUGGCUGAUUUAACUCAAUCCAACAGGGUGUGUAUUCUGAAGAAAUGUUUCAGUUCUUUUGGUUUUCAGACAUGGAAACAUUAUUUUUGCACAGUGUCUUGUUGUGAGUCUGUGUGAUUUCCAUUACAGUGUAUGUGUGUGUGUGUGUAUGUGAGAGAGAGAGAGAGUGUGUGACGUUGGGAGGAUGUUUGUUUGUGUGCAUGCAUGGGCACACGCUCCAUGUCUUGUCCCGACAGGCCACGUUUCUUUACAGUGAGAAGAAAAAACAGUCCAUAGUUGUUGCCUUGUCACAGCUCUGUGGCUCCAUAGAACUUCUUUACUUUUUUGCCAAAUUUCCACCAAAUAAGACAUGUGUUUCCUUUUAUUUCAUCUGUUAUUCAAAGUGAAAUGCCUUAUUUUUAGCGAUUAUAUUUGGUCAAGCUGGUCUGUUACAGGUCCUGUUUUUGUGUGUGUGUGUGUGUGUGUGUGUGUGUGUGUGUGUGUGUGUGUGUGUGUGUGUGUGUGUGUGUGUGUGUGUGUGUGUGUGUGUGUGUGUGUGUGUGUGUGUGUGUGUGUGUGUGUGUGUGUGUGUGUGUGUGUGUGUGUGUGUGUGUGUGUGUGUGUGUGGUGACAGAAGGUACCGCUGUCCAGAUCACUACAUUUACCCCUAAAAGUCAAUCAGUCAUCCCUUAAAGCACAAACGUUUGCUUCUCUGUGCCUCUAAACUUACUUUAAAUCCUCUUUUCUUAGCUUCACUUGAACACUACAUUCCGUUUCCAUGGCGAUGCUUCAUCUUUUAGUGACGCUUCUGUGGUUUAAAGAUAAUCCUGAGGUUUUUUUUAAACAGUCUGCAUCUCAUUCUAGGAACUCUACCAACAUAUUAGCUUAUAUUGUUUUUUAUGGACAGUUAUUCAAAUUUCAAGCUCAAAUGUUUGCAGCAUUUUGAAGACAAAAUGGUAAGAAAAUCGGCGCUUUCUCAGUUUGAGUCACCUUGGACCGGUACGUACGACACUUUGGUGAGAUGUUAGCUGGUCAGCCUGAUGUAGCUACAAAUAAAAAGGGCUACAUUUCUCGUUACAUUUCAGUCAAAAAGUGUAGUCUUAUUUUGUUCCUGAUCUGGUCUCCAACUCUUCCCAAAUUUUUCUCACAUUUCUCACACAAAGGCUCACAGAGAGUUCACAGACGGGUCCAUUCGAGUCUGAAUGUUAAGAAGAAAUUCUGUCUCGCUGUAAUUUAAAAAAGAUCGCUUGGGUUCCAGUGCUCUAGCAGAGACGUCCUGGGACGGGUGGGAGUGAGAUAAUGAGGCCUCGAGAACAUUUCGAGACGUUUGUAAGCUCAUUUGAGAUUGUUGUUUAUAAUUAGUCACCAACAGUCUCAGUAGAGGUUCUGUUGGUGUUAGUAUGGUUCUGUGGAGCGGUUCUGAUCCGUUCUACAGAUGCAGCCAAUUAGAAUCAACCAAAAUUCAGCACCAGAUCAGUUCUGAUUUAUUUAGUUUUUGGGGUUCGUGCACCUGAUGUUAACAAGACUCAAAGAAAUCUGACUAUUUUCCGAGCUCGUGAACUCACCAUUGCUAUGCGCUAAUUCAUGUUAGCUAUGAAAGGUUUGUACUUAUCUAAUUAACCCUUUGAUGCAUGAAUUAUGAAAUCUUCAACCAUGAUUUUUUAAACACAUUUUUUCAUUCAUCUUUAGGUGUGAAUGAAACAAAUUUCAUAUUUACAUAUUUUUUGUAACAUUUAAUUUACACAUAGUUUAUUACAUGUCCACCUCAGUGGACAGCGUGCAUUCUGAACAUGAAAUAUGUCGGCUUGACUUACUGAAGUCCAAAUGGAGGGGCUCAAAUGCAAUAAAGUCUUCAACAGCUGUGCUUAGCAGCAAACAUAAAUAAAUAACAAUUUUGAGUACCUGUCCACUGUCGUGACCAUUAUGCAUCAAAGGGUUAAGCAGAAAUUGUUAAAUUAGUAUAAGAUAAAUCGGCAUCAACCCUCGAAACCAGAAUUGGUGCUUCUCUAGUCUGUGCUUUAGCUUCAGCUGGAAAUGUGAUCGACCAAUCAGAGCAGAGCAAGAAAUUUAAACCAACUUAGUUUCCAAACAGCUGAAGCUAAUAUUAACAGGUUUUCAGCAGGUGAGAUCAGAACCACCUGAGCCAGACCAAACUGGCUUUUUAACAGAAUAAAACACUGGGUUUUAAACAGAACACGAGGUUCCUGUUAUUUAACAGCAGAACACAAAUAAAACAAAGUUAAUAACCUUUGGUUAGAUCUCACUUUUCAAAAUAAAAGCAUAUAAGAUGUUCCAGGUGUGGAUGCAGGCUGAGAAAUCUUGGGAGUUCUCUUCACAGGUUGUCGGUUGAAUUCCUAGCUUGAGGCCUUCUGUAACACACAGUUCUGUUUGAAUCUGGGAUUAUUAAGAUUCUGGAAAUUUGCUUUCACCCACAACUAAAUCAAUGGACACUUUUAAAAUGGAGGAUGUGGAUACGCAUCACUUCCUGUCACCUGUUCUCGUGCGAAACUUGAAACAACUCAAUAGGUGAGCCACACCUGCAGGUUGGUCACCUCGCUUUAACAGUGUUUAUUAUUAUUAUUAUUAUUAUUAUUAUUAUUAUUAUUAUUAUUUUAGGGUAAAUGUUCUCCAGAACCUGGACUCUGACCAGAACCGAUGUAUUUAUUGUACAGUUCUUGUCUUUGCAUUGUUGUCUCACGACUGAAUAAUGGCUGUUUUUGUUACAAUGGAACGUCUUCUGAAAUAUAAAAGCAUUUUGGUUCACAUGGAAAUUAAACCAGCUGCAUUUAUUUGUUGCCUUCAUCA
This is a messenger RNA of Nothobranchius furzeri (turquoise killifish), 15443 nucleotides long. It is a transcript of the gene chd6, whose product is annotated as chromodomain helicase DNA binding protein 6. Gene Ontology annotation, molecular function: ATP binding; ATP-dependent chromatin remodeler activity; protein binding. Lineage: Eukaryota; Metazoa; Chordata; Actinopteri; Cyprinodontiformes; Nothobranchiidae. The record is from RefSeq and is a predicted model, not a curated record.